CACACGUGGAUUCUGACAUGUUUGCACACUCCAGAGUUGUCCACAAGAAGAGGGAGACCAUCACCGCUCUGCCUCUCCACUACUCUGGAACUCUGCUGAAGAGAGAACGAAAAGAUGAGGAUUUUAAGACGUUCUACGCGGAGCUCCGAGGAGCCACACUCUUUCUGUACGAGAAUGACUCACAGGAUACAUACACAGAUAAGCUGUUCCUGGAGGACCUGAAGUCCAUGGAGUUAGAGUCUCCAUAUAAGAAUAUGCAGCCAUGCAUCUUCACUCUCACACUGCCCACAGGGGAGGUGCAGCUUAAGUUGAACAAUCCUGACAAAGGAGAGGAGUGGAGGUGUUACAUCCUGACUGUGACCAAAAGACAGAUUCCCAGUAAGGUGCAGCUGCUGCCUGGUCAGGUGUCACGGCUGGAGGACGCUCUGGCUGAGGAGAGGAGGAGAAAAAACCUCCCCAUGUUCCGUCCGGAGCUCCCACCCCGACCAGCCCACCUAAACACAACCCCCAUCUCCCCUCCGCUGACCAAAGACAAGCCAGACCAUGACUCGGAGUUGCCCAAGUGUUUCUUCAACGUGACCCGGGAGGAAGCUAAACGGAUGUUGGAGGCAAACCCCGAGUACGGAAGCAUGAUCCUCCGUCCAUCCAAACUUCCCAACAACUAUGCUGUGACCCUCAGACAAGUGAUGUCCAGUGGGCCUGUUGUGACCCAUUACAGAGUGACCUCCACAAACGCAGGUUUCAUCAUUGAAUUGGACGAACCAGUGACCGUCUCCUCCUUGGACAGUGUACUUAAAUACUUUCUUGAAAAGACAGAGUACCGUUUUCAACCCUACAUGCCUUCUGAGCCCUACAACACUCGCAUCGAUUUGGCGCCUGCUCCGGAGUACAUCACCAUGAGGCCAUUUGCAUCUAAAACAGUACCCAAAGCUGAAGUGGUACCUAUGCAGAAGUCACAGACCAAAGAUGUAUUUCCGUCCUCUACAAACAAGGGUGUGGAAGCUCAGUUGAAUGAAGAGCUUCUGGAAGCUUUUAAAAAACUGAAGAAACCCGUCAACGCCACAGCUGGCAAGAUGGAAGUCAUCACCUGCGAGGGUGAAACCAGUGAAGAUUCCAAGUUCAAAGUACAGUGGAAUCCGGAGACUGCAGCAAAGUAACAAAGUCUAACAAAGAUUACAAGCUACCCUGUGGUUAUCAUUCUGGCACUAAUGACACAACAUUAGUGAAAAUAUGUCAGAAAUGAACUGGUGUGGAGAUUAAAUUUAAAUGAAAGAGGUUCUCAGUUUCUUAAAGCAAACUGUCACAAACUCAGAGGAUCACAAAAACAAAAAUCCAUUACAGUUUCCCAGAAACCAAA
Scatophagus argus is the source of this 1357-nucleotide messenger RNA. Its product is annotated as signal-transducing adaptor protein 1-like. The record is from RefSeq and is a predicted model, not a curated record. Gene Ontology annotation, biological process: positive regulation of B cell receptor signaling pathway; cell surface receptor protein tyrosine kinase signaling pathway. Gene Ontology annotation, molecular function: signaling adaptor activity; protein kinase binding. Lineage: Eukaryota; Metazoa; Chordata; Actinopteri; Scatophagidae. The transcript is spliced from 10 exons. Bases 18 to 1157 code for a protein of 379 amino acids.